Messenger RNA from Panicum virgatum (switchgrass), 2114 nucleotides. RefSeq lists its product as uncharacterized. The coding region runs from base 46 to 1506 and encodes 486 amino acids. The transcript is spliced from 8 exons. Lineage: Eukaryota; Viridiplantae; Streptophyta; Magnoliopsida; Poales; Poaceae. Gene Ontology annotation, cellular component: cytoplasm. Gene Ontology annotation, molecular function: oxidoreductase activity. The record is from RefSeq and is a predicted model, not a curated record.
UGAGAGUGCUGCGCUCGGCCCACGAAAUCCUCGCAGCCACCCCCCAUGAAAAAUCCUCGCCGCCCCGGCGAGGCGGCGCAGCAUCCUCACCCGCUCCGGCACAGUUCUUCUCUCCGCAGCAGCCGCCGCCGCCAGCAGUUUCGUCUUCAAGUUUCAAGCCCAGUGGCCAAAGGGCCUGACGCCAUGCCGCCCCCGCCUUGCUCUUCGGCUCCUUCCUGUCUGCUUCCCAGCCUCACCCUCCGCUCCAGGCGAACCGUCGCAGCCGCUUCCUCUCCCGCGCCGGCAGGGGAGCACGGCCGCCGCCCCCUGCGGUACGCCGUCCUCGGCGCCGGCUUCGCGGGUCUCUCCGUCGCGUGGCACCUCCUCAAGCAUAGCCGGAGGGAUUCCCGCGUGUCCGUGGACAUCUACGACGAGAACGGGGUCGGGGGAGGCGCGUCGGGCGUCUCGGGAGGGCUUCUCCAUCCCUACUCGCCUAAAGUGAAGCUUCUCUGGAGGGGAGCUGAGUUCUGGAAAGAGAGCAUGGAUCUCCUCCGAAGCGCGGAGCAGGCGAAUGGAACCGCCGGAUCAGAUACCAUUAGUCUAGACGAGAGCCUUAUCUGGAGAAGGGGGAUUGUGCGGCCACCUACAACUGAGAAGGCCGCUGACAUAUUGCUGGAGAAUGCUCAGAGUUGCCUCGAGAGUUGCGGCCUUCAAGUGCUUGAUUCUGAUGCCGCGCAGCACCUGAUCCCUGGGUUGUGUGUCCCAUUUGACUUUGCAGUUUAUAUGCCACUGGCACUGAACGUCAACCCUAAGAAAUAUUUACAGGCACUGUUCUCUGCAUGCCAAAAUCUGGCAGAUGAAACAUCCUCACUACCAAGUGAGCCGAAAGAAUUGAGGCUUUACAAGCACCAUGUUGAUAAUCUACACCAAUUGGCAGGUGAUUAUGAUUCGGUGAUCAUCUGUCUUGGGGCAAAUGCUUGCUCACUUCCUGAACUUGCAAAUAAGUUGCCUCUUAGAUCCUGUAGAGGAGUUAUUGUUGAAUUCCAGUUACCAUCAGAUACAGUAGAAGAAUAUGGCAAUCAAAGCCCUUCGAUCUUAUCUGAUGCGUGGAUGGCAUUCCAAGGUCCCCGCACAGUUUCAAUUGGGUCAACUUGGCAAUGGAAGUCUGAGAACUACUCUUCAACUGUAUCUGAUGAAGAAGCUCUUACUGCAAAGGAUGAACUGCUCCCAAAAGCUUCUGGCGUUUAUCCAGGAAUAACUAAAUGGGACUUUGUGCACGCUAGGGCUGGAAUACGAGCCAUGCCUCCACUAACGGCAAAUGGAUCAUUACCACUUUUGGGUUGUUUAGAUGAAAUGAUAGGCAAGAAGAGCAACUGUAAAUUUUGGCUAGUUGGUGGGCUUGGUGCAAGAGGCCUUCUGUAUCAUGGUUUGGUUGGGAAGCUGACUGCUAAAGCUGCUAUUUCCUGUGACGAAACCAUAAUACCUUCUGAAUUCAUUUGCUGGAAGGUGAUGAAGCCUUCGCAAUGAAUAACUUUAUGCAGUUCAAAGUUCAAGCAUGUUCUCCUUUAUCAGGGAUAUUGUAGAAGUCCAAGGAGGAGGAUGGUGCAAAACCCAUGGGUACUGUCCUAAUGCAAUGACUAUGACUGCAUAUUGAAACCUGAGCAGAGACAUUUCCAGUCGGUACACGGUAAUGCUACAGACACAGAAGUAAGCUCAGGUUUUGCUUCAGAUGUCUGAGCUAACUGUUCUAAGAAUUGUGCGAGUUCUUAUGUUUUCUAUGGUGAACUCAAAUGUCGGUGCUGAAGCUUGGUUGAGCUGCAAGUCACCUUGGUUUGCCAGGAAAGCAUCGGUUAGGUGUUCAACAGAGGUCCGUGCAUUGGUUAGGUGCUCAAGUUCAACAGAGGUCCGUGGACACACUUGCCUAGAGUUCCCAAUUACACUGGAAUUGCUUUGCAUAUGCUUUCCUAAUUUGUCUCUGUUUCUGUAAACCUCUCAAAGAUUGUGAAUUUUGCCUGAGUAGAUUGUUUCAGAGUAUUAUGGCAUUCACUAACUAAGAAUUUGUAAUAAAUAGUAGGAAAUGCUUUGGAAUGUUUGAGAUUAGUCACGCCUGGACUAAUAAUAUACUUCUUCCAUUA